Messenger RNA from Globicephala melas (long-finned pilot whale), 993 nucleotides. It is a transcript of the gene NPBWR2, whose product is annotated as neuropeptides B and W receptor 2. Gene Ontology annotation, molecular function: neuropeptide receptor activity; neuropeptide binding. The record is from RefSeq and is a predicted model, not a curated record. Gene Ontology annotation, biological process: neuropeptide signaling pathway. Gene Ontology annotation, cellular component: plasma membrane; neuron projection. Lineage: Eukaryota; Metazoa; Chordata; Mammalia; Artiodactyla; Delphinidae.
AUGGAGGCCACGGGGCCGGAGAGCCCGGACAGCCGAGGCUUCCCCUUGCCAGGCACAACGGGCGCCGGCCUCUCUUGGGACAACGGCACCAGACACAGCGUCACACUCCCUGAGCCGCUGCCGGCUCUUCACGUGUUCCUGCCAGUGGUGUACGCUGCUAUCUGCGCCGUGCGGCUAAUGGGCAACGCGGCCGCCAUCUGUGUGAUCCUGAGAGCGCCCAGGAUGAAGACGGUGACCCACGCGUUCACCCUGAACCUGGCCAUCGCGACACUCUUCACACCGGUGCUGCCCACCAACAUCGCCAAGCACGUGCUGCAGCGCUGGCCCUUUGGGGAGCUGCUCUGCAAGCUGGUGCUGGCCACCGACCGCUGCAACAUCUUCUCCAGCGUCUACUUCCCGGCCGCCAUGAGCAUGGACCGCUACCUGGUGGUGCCGGCCAUGGUGCGGCCCCGCCGCACGCCCCGGCACACUGUCCGCGGGGCUGAGAUCCCCAGCCUGUGCACCUGGCUGGGUGUCACUGUCACAAUGCUGCCCUUCUUCACCUUCGCCGGGGUCUACAGCAAUGAGCUACAGGUCACGAGCUGCGGGCUGAGCUGCCCACGGCCUGAGCGGGCCUGGUUCCAGGCAAUCAGCAUCUACACGCCGGUGCUGGGCUUGGCGGUGCCCACGGGCACCCUCUAUGUUCUCUACGUGAGGCUGCAGGCCCUGCGGCUCUACUCCGGAGCCAAGGCUCUGGACAAGGCCAAGCGGAAGGUGAGUCUCCAGGUCCUGGCUGUGCUGGCCGUGGGCCUGCUCUGCUGGACGCCCUUCCACCUGGCCUCAGUCGUGGCCCUGACCACAGACCUGCCCCAGACGCCACUGGUCAUCAUCAUCUCCUAUGUCGUCACCAGCCUCGGCUACACCAGCUCCUGCCUCAACCCCGUCCUCUAGGCCUUCCCGGACCACAGCUUCUGGAGGAGCCUCUGCACCACGUUCCAGUGCCCGGGGGCAUAA